GAGGCGGCAGGAAUGGAGCAGACGAGAAGUGGCCCCUGCUCUCUUCCCCAUGAGAACGAGUUUGUGUCCGGGUAUCCAGCGAGUAUCUGCAACAUCGUCCCCGGCAGCAAAUAUCUCUGCUGCAACUGCAACAAUGUCCUAAAGAAGGCGCAGCAGACGCUUUGCGGACACCGCUACUGUGCACCGUGCCUCGCCUGGAUUGUCAGACAUGGUGAAUCUUCCUUGUGCCCCAAGUGUGCGGAGGAGCCGAGUGCCCUGACCGAGGACAGCUACCUGACAGAAGACAAGGCUUUCAGCGACACGGCCAUUAACAAAGAGAUCUCAGAAUUAGGGGUUCACUGCGUGAUCCCGGGGUGCAGCUGGAGCGGGGUGCUGAGCGAGUACGAGGAUCACCACAGGGGGUGUGACUUUGGGGCUGUGCGCUGUCACCUCGGCUGCGGGGCGAUGCUUCAGCGGCGGGCUCUGACCGCGCACUUGGACGGUGAUUGUCCCGCUAACUCCUCGCUGUGUCCCAGAUGUUCCCAGAGAAUCUCAAGAAACCAGAUACCGAAACAUAAUUGCGAGAAAAUGUCCAAGGAUCCGACGGCCCGGAAAUCAGAUAUUCCAGCAAAAGGCCAAAACCCCCAGAGCCCAGCAGACUGCCGCUUCACUCCCUUGGGAUGCACUUACAAGGGAAGCAGAGACAAGAUGAAGGACCACGAGAAGUCAUCAGCGGCGGCGCACAUGUCUCUGGUGUUACCGCUGUUACUACGGAUACAGAACGGUCCCCUGGCAGAAAACGGAUUUGGUGACUAUAAACCUGCAGGUAUCCACAAUGAAGAGCCUGGUAAAGAGGGGAUCGCCACGGACUGCGGCCACCAUAAUGGCGGUGUGCCGGCGCCUGAUGUGAUCUCCCAGAUCUGUGUGAUGGAAUCCCGGAUACAAGUGGCGGAGAACAUCAUCUCAGUGAUGAGCCGGGAGGUCGAAAGCUUCAGCGCUAAGGUGACCGCCGUGCUGGAGGAGAGGGACGAGGGGCAGCGCAAGCUGCGGGUGUGCGAGGCGAAGAUCACAGAUUUGCGUUGCACAAUUGCUAAGAAGGAAGCGGAGAUGAACGAGUUGCACGUACAUCUGGCGACGCUUGAGCAGACGACGUACGAUGGAAUCUUCCUGUGGAAAAUAAACGACUUUGCGAGGAAAUGUCAGGACACAAGCGUGGGAAGAACCGCCAGCCUCUACUCUCCAGCAUUCUACACGGCGCGGUACGGCUACAAGGCGUGUCUGCGCAUUUACCUGAAUGGAGACGGCGCGGGGAGGGGGACGCACAUCUCGCUGUUCUUCGCCAUAAUGAGAGGGGAACACGACGUCCUGCUGUCCUGGCCGUUCAAGCACAAGGUGACCUUCAUGCUUCUGGACCAGAGUAACCGCGAGCACCUGAUCGACGCCUUCCGCCCAGACGCCUUCUCCGCCUCCUUCCAGCGGCCGGUGAACGACAUGAACAUCGCCAGCGGCUGCCCGCUCUUCUGCCCGCUCUCCAGACUGCAGUCCGGGCGCAGCGCCUACGUGAAGGACGACACCAUGUUCAUCCGCUGCAUAAUAGACACCAGUGAGUAGUCACCGACCGCGCCACAACCGCAACAACCCCAGCGCACUGUGUGAACUGGUAUUUAUAAAAACUACCAAAACUGACCCCCAACA
Molecule: messenger RNA, 1674 nt
Organism: Bufo bufo (common toad)
Lineage: Eukaryota; Metazoa; Chordata; Amphibia; Anura; Bufonidae
Gene: TRAF1
Product: TNF receptor associated factor 1
Exons: 10
Coding region: 13-1590 (525 amino acids)
Biological process (GO): regulation of apoptotic process; regulation of canonical NF-kappaB signal transduction; tumor necrosis factor-mediated signaling pathway
Cellular component (GO): plasma membrane signaling receptor complex; cytoplasmic side of plasma membrane
Molecular function (GO): zinc ion binding; tumor necrosis factor receptor binding; ubiquitin protein ligase binding
Source: RefSeq, a predicted model, not a curated record